UGAAGACAGGGGGGGUUCGCAGCCACCAAAACCCCGAUGAGGCUUUGGGAGCAACCUGGACCACGGGGACCCCGCGGCGGUGACUCAGGGAUGCAGGGGGUUGUGAAACAAGCCUGGGAUAGUUUGGGAGACGCCUCCAACGCAGCCGCCCCGGGGAGCCCGUCAAGAGAACAAGCCACGGCAGCGUCUGGGCUUUGACCCGUCAGGCAGGUUUCCCGGAGCAGCACACCGAGCCGGAGCGGGUAUCCGGGGCCGGGAAUGCCCUUCUGCCCGCUCGCAGGCUGACGGAGCCCCUCCGGCUCUCUCCUCGCCAUGCGCGCAGCCGGGUUGCUGCUGGCUUGGGCACUGCUGCGUCCUGCUGGUACCCAGCAAUGCCACAACGCCGGCCCCGGCGGUGUCCUCCGCUUCACUGAUACCCACGCUGAGAUUCGGGUGCCGGCGCUGCACCGGGUGCCCAGCUCGCUCGAUCCCCUCUACGGCCUCGUGCGGCGCUGCCUGGACCUCAUCCAGCAGAACCCGCUGCCCACAGAGCUGCUCAGGGCAGCCCUGAACAACCCCAGUUCGGUGCAGACAUCGCAGGUGGUGCAGUAUGAACUGGGCUACGUUGUCUGCGCUGCGGUGGCUCUGCUCUUCACCGUGGCCGUGCCGAUGGCCGGGAUGUGCUUCUGCUACUGCCGGAGCCGGCGACGGUGCGGGGGCCGCCUGCGUGCCCAUCGGCGCUCCCUGGGCUGCCGCCGGCACUGCCUGCUGGGCUGCCUGUCCCUCACCUCCCUCAUCAUCCUGGCCAGCGUCAUCUGUGCCUUUGUCACCAGCCAGAGGGUGAAGGUGCAGAUGGAGCCGGGACUUGGGGCUGUGCCAAGCACCCUGCGCACGCUGCGGCAGCACAUCGCCAAGGUCCCCCAGGGGGUGCAGAUGGUGGUGGAUCAGUUCGAGGUGCCCCGACAGCAGAUAACCUCCGACCUGGGCGGGCUCAGCCGGAGCGUGGGGCUCUCCAUCCACACGCAACUGAAGGCGAUGACCUACGCGGCGCUGGCAGAGCUGCAGGACAGGGCUGGAGACCUACAGACCUCGCUGCACCAUUUACAGAUCCUGGAGCAGACGGCGCGGGCGCUGGCGGUGGCGCGGGAUGAGCUGGACCCGGUGCUGCGGGAGCGGCGGCGCCGCGUGGUAGCGUUGUUGGAUGACCCGCGCUGCACCUCCUGCGCCAGCGUCCUGGGCAGGGCACAGAGCCUGGAGCUGGGCGCUGACUAUGGCAAGGUGCCGUCGGUGGAGAAGGUUCUGAAGGCGCUGGCUGGGCUGCCCCGAAGUGACUUUGCGGAGAUGAUUCGCCAGGGCAACGGCACCUUCAACUCCAUCCCCGAGCUGGCUGUGGAGCGCAUGGCGCAGGUCAUCCAAGAUCUGCGGGAUGAGAUGGCCCGCACGACAGAGAAGGUCCAGUCCAUCGCUGACAGCUUCCCCCUCCAUGACUACACCCGGCCCGUGAGCGAAGCGCUGAUGAAGGCAGAGGACCGGAGCCAGCCGUACCUCCGGGAGGUGCAGCCCCCACAUCUCGAGGCUGCUCUGUCCUGCAGGUGGAUCGCGGGCACGGUGCUGUGCUCCAUCAUCCUCCUCAUCCUCGCCUGCAACGUGGCGGGGAUGGCACUGGGUGCGUACGGGCUCUCCAAGCGGGAGGACCCGAGCGACUACGAGUGCCGAGGAGAAGCUGGGGGGGGGGGGGGGGGGCUGUUGGCAUCUUGGCAUCUCACCCCCUUAAAAUACAGAGAGGGCAAAGCCAAGGGAGGGACAGGCUGUGCCGAAAGGCGUUUGAAGCCACCGCCUGUGCCGGCAGGUUUGGGAGCAGCGGCUCCUCCCUGGGAUCUGGCAGCUCCCGCGCCCCGUUCCCGCUGCCCGGCACACCCCUUCCCGAGCAACCCGGCGUGCCCGGGCGCGGGAAGGAGCCGUGGGGCUUCCGGCAGGUCCCCACAAGCCUUUCUGCCCUCUUGGGUCUGUAAAGCAGCCGCUGGCGCCUCCUCUCCCUCUUUCAGCGGCGUGGGCCUGGCUUUCCUGUUCUCCUGGCUCCUCGUCCUCCUGGUUUUCGCCACCUUCCUGGUCGGGGGCAACAUUCAGACGCUGGUUUGCAGGAACUGGGUCAACCAGGAGAUUUAUAAGUUCAUCGACACCCCUGGGAACCUGCCUCCAUCCAUGAACCUCACCCGCCAGCUCAACCUCAGGCGGGACUCCAACCUCAGCACCACGUACCGGGAGUGCAAGAGCGGUGCAGGGCUGUGGGAGGUGCUGCAGCUCGACAGGGCUUACGACUUGGAUGAGCACCUAAAAACCCCCAAGUACACGGCUGACUUCCAGAAGCGCCUGGCUGACUUCACAGCGCGCUUGGGUGAUGUGCGGCUCCUCCGCAGCGAGGGCAGGCAGGACCUGGAGACCUUCGCCCGCAGCGGUGUGGAUGAGGUGGACUACGGGCGCUUCCAGGAGGAGAUGAGGAAGCCGGUGGUGCAGACCAGCCUCCCCGGCUUGGCGAGGAGCCUCGAGGGGCUGCAGAAGAUGCAGAGGAACAGCACGGUGGCGGGGCGCCUGGCUGCCGAGGCUCGGGCCCUAUGGCAGAUGCAGAACUCCACGGUGCAAUCACAGGAAGCCUUGGUGGAGAAGCUGGGAGAGAGCGUCCAGUUCCUGUCCCGCUUGGCUCCGCACCUCCAGGAGCGGGUGAGGACGACAUUGGCCACCAUAGCCUCGGUGGAAGCCCGGCUGCCUGUGCAAGCCCAGCAGAUCCUCCGGCAGGAGAUCGGCUGCUUCACCAGGAGGGAGCUGCGGUACUUCACCCAGUACCUGAACUGGGUCGGGCAGACGCUGAGGGAGGAUGUGGCUUCGUGUCAGCCGCUCGCCACGGCGCUGGACAACGGGCGGGUGAUCCUGUGCGACCGCAUCGCUGACCCCUGGAACGCUUUCUGGUUCAGCCUGGGAUGCUGCACCUUCUUCCUCAUCCCCAACAUCAUCUUCGCCAUCAGGCUCACCAAACACUUCCGACCCAUCCGCAACCGGCUCAUCUCUACAGGGUCAGAGGAGACCUGUCCCUUCCACAUCCCCCGUGUCACAGCGCUCAAGCUCUAGCCGGGGGCCUGCCGGGUGCAGCAGCAUUCCCUGUGCUCCUGGAGCUCCCAUCAAACCCGUGCCCAAGCACUGCAGAGCUCCAGGUCCCUCCGACGUCUCACAGGGCUUGGGUCCACUCUGACGUCUCUUCCUCGGUGUCCUUUGGGGUCUGAGCAUCCUUCCCGGGUGCGGGACACUCAUCUCCAUGCUCUGGGGUCUCCUUCAGAUGUCUCCCCCUCGGCCACCUUCGGGGUCUGAGCACCCAUCAGGGAUGCUCCCAGAUGAUCCAGGAAGGCCCCCCACAGCUCCCAGUAACCACUGGUGUACCCCUAGCAGACCCAUGGGUAGGACACCCGCCCGCUGCCCCACACUGGCACAUUAAAGUCCUUACCAGUCAAACCCACUUCUGACUCUUUGUGUCGUGGCCACUAUCUCCUCCUGUUCCCAUUGGGAACCAUUCAGGCCUUGGAGGUGGGGGUGACAGCAGGGUGCUGUCAAUUAGUGCUUAAUUAGAGGUGGGGUCAAACCUGCUGAUUAAGGUGUGUGUGGGGGGGUACACUGAAGGUAGUUUAUGGCUCUGCCCCCCUCCCAGGGAAGCCCAGUGGGCUGUGACAGGAUAAGGUUCAGAGAUGCUGGUGAUAAGAUGCCUUUUGGAAAACCAAGCUUGAAGAGAUGCACAACCAGACUAUAACCACUAAUAGCUACUGUGAGUUAGUCAUUGAGUGAACAGAAGCUCUUACCCAAUGGGCAUCCCUAUGGGGGAGAAGACAGGUUCAGCCCAUUGACUGAUCCCAGAUGGAGUCUUCCCUAUCUGCUCCCCUCUUUCAUUCCCUUUAUAGAAUCCCAGACUGGUUUGUGUUGGAAGGGAGCUUAAAGUUCCUCCAGCUCCAACUCCUGCCACGGGC
Pezoporus flaviventris is the source of this 3986-nucleotide messenger RNA. It is a transcript of the gene PROM2, whose product is annotated as prominin 2. The transcript is spliced from 23 exons. Gene Ontology annotation, cellular component: apical plasma membrane; prominosome; cell surface. Lineage: Eukaryota; Metazoa; Chordata; Aves; Psittaciformes; Psittacidae. The coding region runs from base 313 to 3102 and encodes 929 amino acids. The record is from RefSeq and is a predicted model, not a curated record. Gene Ontology annotation, molecular function: cholesterol binding.